Messenger RNA from Ilex paraguariensis (yerba mate), 963 nucleotides. The record is from the annotation of a GenBank genome assembly. NCBI's taxonomy places the organism in Eukaryota, Viridiplantae, Streptophyta, Magnoliopsida, Aquifoliales, Aquifoliaceae.
AUGGUUUUGGUGAAACCGAGAAGGAGCAGUUCAAAAAAUUACUGGAAGGCGAUUGAGUGGGUUUGUCGGCAGGUUAUUGGCUGGGUUUGCACGAGAUCUGUGGUUCUUCGGGCCGCUACUGUUCUUCUCUCUCUUAGUAGAAGUCUCUGCUCACGCUCGAGCAGAAUGGAAUCUCAGAUCAAGCACGCUAUUGUGGUGAAAGUUAUGGGUCGUACAGGAUCCAGAGGGCAGGUGACUAAGGAAAUCGAGGAAGCUCUAGACAUGAUAAUGUGUCUUGAGGACAGAAAUCUCACCAUAAAAGAGGAUCUCUAUGCUACUGCACUAUGCGUUAGGUUGCUUAGGCAAUAUGGCUACAAUGUUUCACAAGACAUAUUUAUCGGAUUCGUGGAUGAGAUGGGUAAUUUUAGGCAAAGCACAAACACAAAUGUCAAAGCAAUGCUUGAGCUGUUUGAAGCAUCACACCUUGCCUUAGAAGGUGAAAACACAAUGGACAAGGCCAAAAUGUUUUCUACUGAAAAUCUCAAGACUGUCAUUUCAAACUCAAAUGAUUCACUAGCCAAACAAUUGAGCACUGCGUUGGAGCUUCCGUUGCAUUGGAGAUUGGAGUGGUAUAAUGUCACGAAACACAUCCAUGGAUAUGGAAAAGUGGGUAACAUCAACACUAGUUUGCUCAAGCUGGCUAAGCUUCAUUUCAACAUGGUUCAAGCCACACACCAAAAAGAUCUUGGGGAAAUAACAAGGUGGUGGAGGAAUCUUGGGAUAGCAAGAAAUUUAAGCUUUUCAAGGGACCGAAUAAUCGAAAGUUACUUAUUUGUGGUGGGACUCAAUUUUGAGCCUCAGUACAAAUGUUUCAGAAAUUGGCUAGCCAAAGUCCUUAGCUUAAUGAUGACAAUAGAUGAUGUUUAUGAUGUUUAUGGCUCACUGCAAGAAUUAGAGCUAUUCACAAAGGCAGUUGAUAGGUAA